GCCCACUCUUCAAAGUGCGCGUCGCCAGCGGUGGAGGCGGCCGAGGGGCCGUCUCUCUCCCUCGUCGGUCGCGGGGAGCCGCUUCGUACUGCCGGGCUGUCGCUCGGGCGGGACAGGCCGCGCUGCGCGCUCCUCUCCGCUGCUACCCUAAGAGUACUUUCAGAAACUGAAAUUAACACUAAUAAGCUAGAGCACUGAGGAGCACGUGAUCAGAAGCUGAAGAUUCAGAGGACAAUGUUAGUGUAGAAGAAGGCAAGCAAGAGAAUACCUAUCAGAGUUAGCCAGACCACAAGAGAAAUGGAACAAGAAACUCCAGAGAUCGCGGAUUCUGCACAGCAGGAAGUUCGCGCCAAGUCAGAGGCAGGCGGUAAUGCAAAUGAAGGAGGAGAAGAGGCUGAACUGGAAGUGAAGGAGGAACUGGCAGAAGCCUAUCAGCUCCAGGUGGCUGAAGAAAUGGCCAAGGAGAUUAAGAAGAAGAUAAGAAAGAAACUAAAAGAGCAGCUGACUUACUUUCCUUCAGAUACUCUGUUACACGAUGACAACCUGGGCAGUGAAAAGAGAAAGAAGAGGAAGAAGAAAGUCCCGGUCCCAUCUAAACCUGAACAGAGUACCUCAGAUGUCUGUGAUAAUGCAGCUGCAGAUGAACAAAAGAAAGAAUGUUCCCUUGAGACGGCUACUCCAGGAUCUCACCCUGACGAGGAAAUACGCUCAGCAGAGAAGAAGCGAGAUAACAAUAUACCAGAGACCAGAAAACCCAAACCCAAAAAGACAAAAAAGAAGACUAAAGCAGGUCUGGUUGAGAAGGAAGACAUGAAUAGUGAUGGUGUUCAUGAAAUAACAAGCCGAGACAGUCCAGUUCAUCCCAAAUGUUUGCUUGAUGAUGAUCUUGUCAUGGGGGUUUACAUUCACCGAACUGAUCGGCUUAAGGCAGAUUUUAUGAUUUCUCACCCAAUGGUAAAAAUUCAUGUGGUUGACGAGCAUACCGGUCAAUAUGUCAAGAAAGAUGAUAGUGAACGUCCUGUUUCAUCUUAUUAUGAAAAAGACAAUGUGGACUAUAUUCUUCCUAUUAUGACUCAACCAUAUGACUUUAAAAAGUUAAAAUCAAGACUUCCAGAAUGGGAAGAACAAAUUAUAUUUAAUGAAAAUUUUCCCUAUUUGCUUCGAGAGUUUGAUGAGUGUCCAAAAGUCAUUCUCUUCUUUGAGAUUCUUGACUUUUUAAGCAUGGAUGAAAUUAAGAAUAACUCUGAGGUUAAAAACCAAGAAUGUGGCUUUCGGAAAAUUGCCUGGGCAUUUCUUAAGCUUCUGGGAGCCAAUGGAAACGCAAACAUCAAUUCAAAACUCCGCCUCCAGCUCUACUACCCACCCACCAAGCCUCGGUCCCAGUCAAAUGUUGUUGAGGUUUUUGAAUGGUGGUCCAAGUGUCCAAGAAAUCGUUAUCCAUCAACAUUGUAUGUAACUGUUCGGGGACUGAAAAUUCCGGACUGUAUAAAGCCAUCUUACCGCUCUAUGAUGGCUCUUCAGGAGGAAAAAGGUACACCUGUGUAUUGUGAACGCCACCGUGAGACCAGUUCAGUAGACACAGAACCUGGAUUAGAAGAUUCAAAGGAAGUGGUAAAGUGGAAACGUCUCCCUGGUCAGGCUUGUCGUAUCCCUAACAAGCACCUCUUCUCACUGAAUGCUGGAGAGCGAGGGUGUUUCUGUCUUGGUUUCUCCCACAAUGGAAGAAUAUUAGCAGCCGCCUGUGCCAGUCGAGAUGGAUAUCCGAUUAUCUUAUAUGAAAUUCCUUCUGGACGUUUCAUGAGAGAAUUGUGUGGCCACCUCAAUAUCAUUUAUGAUCUUGACUGGUCAAAAGAUGAUCGCUAUCUCGUUACUUCAUCAUCUGAUGGCACUGCCAGGGUUUGGAAGAAUGAAAUAAACAGUACAAGUACCUUCCGAGUCUUACCUCAUCCUUCUUUCGUCUACACGGCAAAGUUCCAUCCAGCUACACGAGAGCUGGUGGUUACGGGAUGCUAUGACUCUAUGAUAAGGAUAUGGAAAAUUGAUAUGAGACAAGAUACUCCCGUAUUAGUCCGCCAGCUUGAUGUUCACAGGAGUUUUGUCAACUCUGUCUGUUUUGAUGAUGAAGGUCAUCACAUGUAUUCAGGAGACUGCAUCGGGGUGAUUGUUGUUUGGGACACUUACGUGAAAGUGACUGAUUUGCAGCACUCAGUGCGCCACUGGACGAUAAAUAAGGAAAUCAAGGAGACUGAAUUCAGGGGAGUUCCAAUAAGUUAUCUGGAGGUCCACCCCAGUGGAAAACGUUUAUUAAUCCACACCAAAGACAGCACACUGAGGAUCAUGGACCUGCGGAUACUAGCAGCAAGGAAAUUUGUCGGAGCCGCGAAUUACCGGGAGAAGAUCCAUAGCACUUUGACCCCAUGUGGGACUUUGCUCUUCUCUGGGAGUGAGGAUGGAAUAGUGUAUGUUUGGAACCCAGAGACAGGAGAACAAGUAGCAAUGUAUUCAGACCUGCCAUUCAAGUCAACUAUCCGAGACAUAUCCUACCAUCCAUUUGAAAAUAUGGUUGCAUUUUGUGCAUUUGGGCAGAGUGAGCCAGUUCUUCUUUAUGUUUAUGAUUUCCAUGUAGCCCAGCAAGAGGCUGAAAUGUUCAAACGCUAUAAUGGGACACUCCCAUUGCCUGGCAUCCAUCAAAGUCAGGAUGCUUUAUGCACCUGUCCUAAACUGCCCCCUCAAGGCUCUUUUCAAAUUGAUGAAUCUGUCAACACUGAACAUCAUUCAUCAAGAAAGAUUCAACUUGUGAAGCAGAGACUCGAAACUGUCACAGAGGUGAUACGAUCCUGUGCUGCAAAAGUCAACAAAAAUCUCUCAAUGACUUCACCACCACCAGGCCCUAUAAGGAAGCAGAGGGUGAAGCAGUCGUUUGUGCUAACCACUGAUGAGAUUACUCAUCAGUUUGGAUUCCCUCAGACCGCAUUUAUCAACACAGAAAGAAGGCCUUGCAUCCGUCAAGUAGAUGCACCACCAAUGGUCGUGGCUCUUUAUGACUACACAGCGAGCCGAUCAGAUGAACUAACCAUCCAUCGUGGAGACAUUAUCCGAGUGUUUUUCAAAGAUAAUGAAGACUGGUGGUACGGCAGCGUAGGAAAGGGGCAGGAAGGGUUUUUUCCAGCUAACCAUGUGGCCAGUGAAACACUGUAUCGAGAAUCACCUCCAGAGGUAAAGGAGAGAUCUCCUCCUUUAACUCCCAAGGGGAAAACUAAGACAGAAAAACCUUCAGCUUCUCAAAAGCGGUUCCUGAAUAAGGACAGGUCCCCGGAUUCCAGACUAGGCUCCCAGUCCAUGGCCCAGACGGAGAAGGGCAGAGAGCAAAACUGGGAGGACCGCGGACACAGAGCAGAUAUGCAGGCGAAGAGAAGCGAGCCGCCCGCCCGGAAAGUCACCCUGAUAGAGUAAAAAGUUGGGAAAGAAUGAAGAAACAACCAGAUGAAUGGAAAUGAAAUGAAAAGCUAAGCCAGAUGGGUUUCUCUUUAGAUUUUGGAAGAAAAGAAGUAUCUACUGUUUAUUGACCUUGUGAAAAAUCUAAAGUGAAGUUUGGCUAUUAAAAAAAAAAGUUGAUGUGGCCUCUGGGCUUAAUUGUUAUAAACCAUUGUGAGUGAUAUUGGUCAAAGUAUUGUAUCUGUGCUGUUAGUGACUGCAUCAAAAUUAUAUUGCUGCUGUUGGAAAAACCAAUAAAGAAACCCCAGAACUGCCACGCAGCAAACGUGAAUAAAA
This is a messenger RNA of Arvicola amphibius (Eurasian water vole), 3771 nucleotides long. RefSeq names its product Abelson helper integration site 1 (gene Ahi1). Lineage: Eukaryota; Metazoa; Chordata; Mammalia; Rodentia; Cricetidae. The record is from RefSeq and is a predicted model, not a curated record. Gene Ontology annotation, biological process: motile cilium assembly. Bases 298 to 3453 code for a protein of 1051 amino acids. Gene Ontology annotation, cellular component: ciliary basal body. Gene Ontology annotation, molecular function: protein binding. The transcript is spliced from 24 exons.